AUGUGCGGGAUUCUGGGGGCCUGCUGUGGCAGUGCCAGCAAAGCGUUCCGCUGCUGCUCUCUGCGCACAUUCGCCUUCACCUGGCUGGGGAUCAGCGUUUUUAUUGCUUUGCUGCAGUUUGUUGCUGGCGCAUAUCUUUCUUCAUACCUGACCCCAGUUGAUACAAUGCUUAGGGACAUCAGAGACAGAAUCAUGGAGCUUGAGGACCCUACGACAGCGCUGAAGUAUUACGGAGUCAUUGCCGACAGUUUGGCUGCUGUUUGGAGGGGCAUGAGCUUGCUAACAACAACACGCGGACUCGUUGACACAGUUGCUGUCGUCCUGUGGGUCCUGGGUUGGUACAAACAAAAGCUAAUAUUCGUGUAUGUCUUUAUUGGGAUGAUGGCGUUUGACUUCAUCAUUGACUUUUGCCUCUUCAUAAUCUUCAUGGCCGUAAUCAACGCCCUAUAUAUUGCGUACUUUUUUCCGAUCGCGCUAUUGUUGCCCUUCGUCUUCUACGGCUGGCAAAUGUUUUUGGGACCUUACGUCCUCCACUUGCUGCUUAGUCACGCCUACGUGAUGAGUGUGGGAGGCGACGGAACGGAGAUGAAAUCCUGGCAGGAAGUAAAGGAGAUGCGCGAGACGGCAGCUCAAAAAGGUGAAGAGACAGAGACGGCCCGACUCCUCUCCGGAAGCUCAGAGAAAAAACCAGAGAAGGCAUCGGGGACCAAGGACACAGGGAAGAAACAGGAGGCCGAGAAAGUCGUCACAGUGGUUGAUGACGACGUAAUGGCUGAAGCAAAGCAGGAAGUCUAA
Molecule: messenger RNA, 795 nt
Organism: Eimeria maxima
Lineage: Eukaryota; Apicomplexa; Conoidasida; Eucoccidiorida; Eimeriidae
Exons: 7
Coding region: 1-795 (264 amino acids)
Source: RefSeq, a predicted model, not a curated record